Balaenoptera musculus (blue whale) is the source of this 3126-nucleotide messenger RNA. RefSeq names its product solute carrier family 11 member 2 (gene SLC11A2). NCBI's taxonomy places the organism in Eukaryota, Metazoa, Chordata, Mammalia, Artiodactyla, Balaenopteridae. Gene Ontology annotation, cellular component: plasma membrane. Gene Ontology annotation, molecular function: manganese ion transmembrane transporter activity; cadmium ion transmembrane transporter activity; iron ion transmembrane transporter activity. Gene Ontology annotation, biological process: metal ion transport. The transcript has 17 exons. The coding region runs from base 133 to 1842 and encodes 569 amino acids. The record is from RefSeq and is a predicted model, not a curated record.
CGCGGGGCGUGUAGGGGGUAGGCUGGCGUGGCGCUGGCUCCAGGGGUAUGGAGCGUCUGGCGCGUGGACAGACUGUCAGGUGGUUGCGGAGACGAAUCUUAUUCUAAGAACUCAGACACUCAGGUAUCCACCAUGGUGUUGGGUCCUGAACAGAAGACACCAGAUGAUGCUUCUGGAGACCACGGGGACCCUGCCAGUCUUGGGGCCAUCAACCCUGCCUACAGUAACUCCUCUCUUCCACAGUCCUCUGGGGGGCACUCAGAGGAGCCCUUCACCACCUACUUUGAUGAGAAGAUCGCCAUUCCUGAGGAGGAGUACUCUUGUUUUAGCUUUCGUAAACUCUGGGCUUUCACGGGUCCGGGAUUUCUUAUGAGCAUUGCCUACCUGGAUCCAGGAAACAUUGAAUCCGAUUUGCAGUCUGGAGCAGUGGCUGGAUUUAAGUUGCUCUGGGUUCUUCUGAUGGCCACCAUCGUGGGGCUCCUGCUCCAGCGCCUUGCAGCUAGACUGGGAGUGGUCACUGGGCUGCAUCUUGCUGAAAUGUGUCACCGUCAGUAUCCCAGGGUUCCACGAAUUAUCCUGUGGCUGAUGGUGGAGUUGGCUAUCGUUGGCUCAGAUAUGCAAGAAGUUAUUGGCUCCGCUAUUGCCAUCAACCUCCUCUCUGUAGGAAGGGUCCCGCUGUGGGGUGGAGUUCUUAUCACCAUUGCAGAUACCUUUGUAUUUCUCUUUUUGGACAAAUAUGGCUUGCGGAAGCUAGAAGCAUUUUUUGGUUUUCUCAUCACAAUUAUGGCCCUCACAUUUGGAUAUGAGUAUGUUACAGUGAAACCCAGCCAGACCCAGGUCCUCAAAGGCAUGUUCCUGCCAUCCUGUUCAGGCUGUCAUACCUCACAGAUCGAGCAGGCUGUGGGCAUCGUGGGUGCUGUUAUCAUGCCACACAACAUGUACCUGCAUUCUGCUUUAGUCAAGUCCAGACAGGUAGACCGAGCCAAUAAGGAGGAAGUUCGCGAAGCCAAUAAGUACUUUUUCAUUGAAUCCUGCAUUGCUCUUUUUGUUUCCUUUAUCAUCAACGUCUUUGUCGUCUCAGUCUUUGCUGAAGCAUUUUUUGAGAAAACCAACAAGCAGGUGGUUGAAGUCUGUAGAAAUAUCAGCAGUCCCCAUACUCAUCUUUUUCCUGACGAUAACUCAACACUGACUGUGGACAUCUACAAAGGGGGUGUUGUGCUGGGGUGUUACUUCGGGCCUGCUGCACUCUACAUCUGGGCAGUGGGGAUCCUGGCUGCAGGACAGAGCUCCACCAUGACAGGAACCUACUCUGGCCAGUUUGUCAUGGAGGGAUUCCUGAACCUAAAGUGGUCACGCUUUGCCCGAGUGAUUCUGACCCGCUCUAUUGCCAUCAUCCCCACUCUGCUUGUUGCCGUCUUCCAAGAUGUAGAGCAUCUGACAGGGAUGAAUGACUUCCUGAAUGUUCUUCAGAGCUUACAACUUCCCUUUGCUCUCAUACCCAUCCUCACGUUUACGAGCUUGCGGCCGGUAAUGAGUGAAUUUGCCAAUGGAAUAGGCUGGAGGAUCGCAGGCGGUAUCUUGGUCCUUAUCAUCUGUUCCAUCAACAUGUACUUUGUCAUGGUUUAUGUCCAGGAACUAGGGCAUGUGGCAUUGUAUGUGGUGGCUGCUGUGGUCAGCAUAGCUUACCUGAGCUUUGUGUUUUACUUGGGUUGGCAAUGUUUGAUUGCACUGGGCAUGUCCUUCCUAGACUGUGGGCACACGUACCUACGUCUGGGAUUGACAGUUCAGCCUGAACUCUACCUUCUGAACACCGUGGAUGCUGACUCACUUGUGUCUAGAUGACUGACAGCCUGAGAGACUCUAUAAGACCCACUUUCUCUUAGUCCUUUUGUGCCAAGUGUCCUGUUAACGUUAUCUCUGUUAGUUCAGUGGUGAGUUUUGUUCAAGCAUUUUGAGCAAAAGGCAAAGAUUUCCUCACGGGACGGGUGUUAAAAGCUGACAGCUUUAAGUGUAGGUCAGAGACCCGCAGAGUCCUGCAACUGCCAGGGUUAAAUUUUUAGCCUAUGAUGGUCACACACCCCUAUGGGCUUGUGUCUCGACUUAUGGAAUUUAAAAAAUAUAUAUGUGUGUAUGUUUAUGUAAACCUGAACAUAUCAGUUUGGGUAGAGUUUUAAGGUUAUAUAAAAAUGAUAGAUCUUUUGUAUUUUUUUAACAAAUGGUGCUCAGAUAAAUCAGAUAUUUAUUUUGUCUGGAUCGCAAGUGACAAAGGAAAAGGAGCACUGUUCUUUUUCAGAGUGAACUGGUCAAGCUGACUUACUUUUAAAGUGAUACUUGACUAUAGCCAGUUAAAUUUCACUUUGAUCUUAAUUGACCAAACCUUGGUAACUACUGAUACUAGCACAUCAUUUCCAAAGAAAACACUUCUUCUACUUGGCAUAUUUAAUCCUGGUUGUCGGUGUGCUUUGUGAUUGUUAUUUUCUUUGUUGCUUUUCUUGAGUUUUUUUCAGAGGUAUGAUGGUAUUUUCCAAAGAGCUUAAUGCCUACGAACAGGAUCCAGAAAUCACACUUAAACCAAUGAUCAGUUUUCCCUGCUGCAUUGUAACUCAGCCCAUUCUAGCAUUUAAGUUGUAGGUAUAAAAAGAAUUCUAACAUUUAACUUUGUAAGUCCCAACAGAAGAUAAUGGAGGUAUUAGUUUUCUUUCUGAUGUGUGUAUAGUCCCACCAUGUCUUUUCUUCCCACUUUUCCCAUUAACACUCCAAACACCAUUUCUAGGUCCAAAGUCUAUUUCCCAGAGUGGCUAAUAUUUCUCAUGCUGACUCUCCUAGGGAAUGCUAAGCAUUUUAAGUUAUAUAUACCAAGUAUAAUAGUGUGAGAUGAGAACUAGACUGGGACUUGGAAGAUUUGUCCACAUGUCACAAGCUGCCUGCCUACAUGUGGCUUAUAGAUAUUUUUUGACCCCCUCUUCCUAACCAGGAUUUUUUUUUUCCAUAAAAUUUUUAUAAUAAAACAUUUAAUAUUUAAAACUUGAAAGUUUCUGCAUAACAAUCUGAUUGAAAAGUCAGAAGAUUUUCAACACUGGGCCCACGUUCCUUCACGGAAGUGCAGUUGGCUUGAACUGAAUGGCA